Messenger RNA from Leptonychotes weddellii (Weddell seal), 972 nucleotides. The record is from RefSeq and is a predicted model, not a curated record. NCBI's taxonomy places the organism in Eukaryota, Metazoa, Chordata, Mammalia, Carnivora, Phocidae.
AUGGUGGAUAAGCUACUCUAUAAGACCAUGGAUAAUAGUUUUGGCAGAAACAUUGCAUGCAGGGAAGGCAAGUACAUAUCCAGAGUUAAGUAUUAUAGCAGUAAGAACAAGAAGAGUCACAUUGGGCACUCAGUUGUGGCUAAAGCCACUUUGCCUCGGCCAUCAUCCAAUCAGAAACGCCUGCGUUACCUUGUUACAUGGCUAGACGGCUGCCCGCGGAAAUUUGAAAUGGCUGACGGAUUGCUGGCGGUUGUCGGGCUGGGGUCGCAGGCUAUGAUUCCGCAGCCGGAGCGCACGGGCUGGGCGGUCGAGGAGGAGUCAGCGCCUCUGGAGAAAGGGACCAUCAUACUGUUCCCCAUAGCCAUGUACCAUUUUCCAUUGCCUAUAGCAGUGCAUUAUGACAUCCUUGAAGACCGAGUUCCUUCAGGACUUAUUGUUGAUUACCGCAAUCUGUUGUCCCAAUGUGAGGAGAGUUACAGGACAUUUUUAAAUCUGAGAAGCAGUUUGUCAAAUUGUAACUCUGAUUCUGAGCAGGAAAACAUCUCCAUGGUUGAAGGGUUAAAAUUGUAUUCAGAGAUUGAACAGUUGAAACAAAAGCUAAAACUCAUUGAGAAUCCUUUGUUGAGAUACGUGUUUGGUUAUCAGAAGAAUUCGAACAUCCAAGCAAAGGGCAUUCGUCCAAAUGGUCAGAAGGUCAUGCAUGUGGUCUCCUCCACCAUGAUGACUGGUCUGCUGCGGUCUCUGCUCAGGGACAGGCUUUGUCAGGAGCCUUGUAAGGAGGAAACAGAAAUUCAGUUCCAUAGUGACCCGUUGUCUGCUAUAAAUGCCUGCUAUGAAGGGGACACUGUGAUUGUUUGUCCUGGCCAUUACAUGGUACAUGGCACAUUCGCCAUUGCUGAUUCCAUUGAGUUGGAAGGUGAGUCUGGGAUAUCAUGCAACCAAACUCUCUUGCAUGAUACGCUUAAGAAAACA